UGUACAUCUGCUCCUGUGUGUUGCUCAGCGAGCGUGUACUGAAAGGAAUCUCCACUUCAGUGCUCUUCACACUGACUGGCCACAGGCAAGGGGGUGUGGUUUAAACUCACAGUUUAAAGCACUAUAGCAAGUGGUCAGGGGUCUAAUGAAAGGCGAGCACAUGCAGUCUGGCACCAUCAACCUUAGGACACACUACCUCUCAUUCCUGAUGGCUUUUUCUCCUCCUACCACUGAGAGGUAAUAAAAGGAACCUGCAGAAACUCAAGAGAGCUGUUUACACUUGGAUGCUGCUGGAAGAAGAUAUCUAAUCAGAUAGAGAUAAGAUUAAAGAAACCUUGAAAAUCCAAGGGGGUUUAUUUGUAAGUUUAACAUAACUCGAUCUACAAUGAAGAUGCUGAAUGUGGACCUACUAGUUUUAAGCUUGUGCCUUGGUCUGGGAACUGGAUUCAGUGCUGCUGAGAAAACACAAUAUCAAAUCCAAAAUGGCCCUUGCAGCUAUACGUUUCUGCUGCCUGAGCAGGAUAACUGCCAAACUCAGUAUAACAACUACAACUAUCCUGUCCAGAAGGACGGACCUACGGACAACGAGUCAAUUCAGAGGCUGGAACAACUGGAGAUCAGCAUGGAGAACAACACGCAGUGGCUGCUUAAGCUUGAGAGCUACAUACAGGACAGCAUGAAGCAGGACAUGAUCCAAAUCCAACAGACUGCUGUACACAACCACACCGCUACAAUGAUUGAAAUCGGGACAAACCUACUAAGUCAAACUGCUGAGCAAACAAGGAAACUGACCAAUGUGGAGGCACAGGUUAUUCAUCAUACAACUCGGAUUGAGCGCCAGCUUCUUGAAAACUCUUUGUCAACCAACAAAUUGGAAAAGCAACUAAUUGUCCAAACAAACGACAUCAACAAACUGAAUGACAAGAACAGUUUUCUAGAGAAGAAAGUAAAAGAGAUGGAGGAGCAGAGGCAGGUGGAGAUGAAGACGCUUCAAGAAGAAAAGGAGCAGCUCCAGACUCUGAUACUGAAGCAGACGGCUAUCAUCGGUGAGCUGGAGCAGCAACUGCUCAAAGUCUCAACCAACAACACAGCCCUGCAGUAUCAGCAGCAGGAGCUACUGGACACUGUGAACAACCUCAUUUCUAACAUCGCUUCUGGCACCGCUCAAGGUCCUAAAACUGUCAUGAUGCGGGACACACCUACUACAUUCAUGGACUGUGCUGCCGUCUACAAAUCAGGAAAUACCAACAGUGGUGUCUACACGCUAACAUUACCCAACAGUACAAUGGAGGUUAAGGCUUUCUGUGACAUGGAGACAGAAGGAGGUGGCUGGACUGUUAUACAAAAACGCUUUGACGGCCGUGUUGACUUUCACCGUACGUGGCAAGAGUACAAAAAGGGAUUCGGAGAACCUUCUGGAGAAUUCUGGUUAGGAAAUGAAUUUGUCUCCAGACUGUCAAAUCAACAGUCCUACAAAUUAAGGAUCCAGCUGAGUGACUGGGAAGGAAACUCUGGAUUCUCACAAUACGACCAAUUUUCUCUUGACAAUGAAGCACAAAAUUACAAGAUACACCUUAAAGGCUACAGCGGAACGGCAGGCAAAAUAAGCAGCAUUGGGCAGCCAGGAAGUGAAUUCAGUACAAAGGAUGCAGACCAUGACAAAUGUGUUUGCAAAUGUUCACAACUGACAACAGGAGGCUGGUGGUUUGAUGCCUGUGGUCCGUCCAACUUGAAUGGGAUGUAUUACCAAAAGGGCCAAAAUGCCAAUCGCUUCAAUGGAAUCAAAUGGUACUACUGGAAAGGCUCAGGCUACUCACUGAAGACCACUACAAUGAUGAUCCAGCCAGCAGACUUCUCGGGUUCCCUUUGAACAGUCAGAUUAAAGAAAAUGGGAACAACAAGACCAAAAAUAAAAAUUCUCAAGGGAUCCAAAACACUUUGUGCGUAUAUUUUUAUACACCUUUGUGCAUCUUUCUGUGGUAGAUUUUGAAAUAUGGAGAGUCACAGCAAUACACAUAGCUGUAGUAUUUACAGUUAUUUGAAUAGUAAUUAAAAUGAGUUAUAUUAAAAUGUAUUAAAAUAUAUUAAAAUAUCGGUCAGGCUCUAUUCAGCUAGCUUAUCAGAUUCAUUUAAUUUCUUUGAAUCACUUUAACAGUUGAACUAUUUUUUAAAAACAGCUGCCAAUGUCAUUGUAUAAUAGAGACGAUGGUACAAAAUGCUGAUAAACAUCUGGUGAAAGGUUUUUUUGCAUUGUCAACAUUUUUCAAAAUGUAAAUGUUAAUGUAAAAAUACCACAAAAUGUUUCUCUUAUGAUAACAAUGUUUUGCUAUAGAGAUUAUAUGUACAUUUGUUGUUUAAUUUAUAAGUAGAUUUUAAGGUUGGUUUUAAACUUUAUCAUAUAAGAAAGGAGAUUUCUUAUAGCUAGUUAUUAAUUUUAUUGCACAUGAAGGGAAAUUAAUUAUUUUAAUAUAAUUCUACAGUACUGGGAAUGUUUUUUAAUCUGCAUUUUUAUAUAAUGGUUCUUUUGAAGCUACAACAAACUACAACAAAGAAAAAUUGGACAAGUUUGGAAGUGUAACUUUUCACCAGUUAACACUGGCCUUAGGAGAUUAGGACAUGUAAUGCUUGAGUAGCUGUUAUAAACCUGAUAUUGAAUGUUAAAAAUCAACCACAAGGCAGAGAGGUUGAUUCUGCAUUGUAGUGGGUGACAUAAUAGUUAAGCAUAAGUCAUGUGACAAAGAAUAAACAGCCUUGUGGAUGCUGAUCUGCCAUACAGCUAAAGUGUUGUUUAAGAUCUUUCAAAUCUUUCUGUCAUUUUAUCUUUUCCACAAUACACAAUAAAUUCUACAUGCUACAAAACUUGUGAUUUUAUUGUUGCCAUUAAUAGAUUCAGCUGCACAUUUCAGAUUUAAAGCCUCAAAGGACCAAUGCAUGUUUAGCUACUGAUGGUAAGCUAGAAUGAGAAAAGCCAUUGAAAGAUGUAGAGCAACAAACUUGACUGUAAGACGACAGUUGAGUAAUGUAAUAAGUAAUGUAUAAAAACAUCAGGGAAAUGACGCAAUCGAGAACAGAGUAGAUUUUCCAGUGUUUGUCGUCGUAAAAUUUCAUAAAAAAUAAACCAAAAAACGAUUUAAAUCCAUUUUUGGAUGUUUGUCUAGAAUUUUUCAAACUGUAAG
Haplochromis burtoni (Burton's mouthbrooder) is the source of this 3176-nucleotide messenger RNA. RefSeq names its product angiopoietin 2a (gene angpt2a). The transcript is spliced from 9 exons. Gene Ontology annotation, biological process: Tie signaling pathway. The coding region runs from base 386 to 1870 and encodes 494 amino acids. Lineage: Eukaryota; Metazoa; Chordata; Actinopteri; Cichliformes; Cichlidae. The record is from RefSeq and is a predicted model, not a curated record. Gene Ontology annotation, molecular function: receptor tyrosine kinase binding.